GGCCUGCCGGGAGGGCGGCGCUUCCGUUCUCGGCUGUGGCGGGAGUGUUCGGAUGUUGGCUCCCGGGAGAAAACAUGUCUGAGGAGCGCGCCGUCCCCGCGAGCGCCGUUCCCCUGGAGGAACUGAGUAGCUGGCCGGAGGAGCUGUGCCGCCGGGAACUGCCGACUGUCUUGCCCCGGCUCCUCUCCAUGUGUCAGCAUGCUGGCAGCUGGACCGAGCACGGCCAGAUUCUGAAAGUCGUCGUCGAGAUGUUUCUGCCUCAUAUGAACCUCCUGGCACUGGAGCAGACUUUCUUUUCACAAGUGCUCCCCAAGACUGUGAAAUUAUUUGAUGACAUGAUGUUUGAGUUAACCAGUCAAGCCAGAGAACUGUCCAGCCAAAACUUGGAAGCCCAGAGCUGUCUGAGGAGCACUUUACAAACCAUGGUGCAGGUCCUAGGAGCUCUUACAGGGUGUGUGCAGCGUGUCUGCGCCUUGCAGGGGUCCGUCGUUCUCAGCGACGUCCAGAGUCUGCCCUCCUCGGUCCUGCACGUGGUCAGAAGUACCUUUGUGCACUGCAAGAACAGUGAGUCUGUGUAUUCUGGGCGCUUACACCUCGUUUCAGACCUUCUCCAGGCUCUUUUCAAGGAGGCCUAUUCUCUUCAAAAGCAGCUGAUGGAACUGCUGGACAUGGUGCGCACGGACCCUGCUGGUGACGAGGAGGGUGGCGCUCUGGACAUGGUGAUCGUCAUUCACUCGCUGCUGGACAUCUGCUCUGUCAUUUCCAGUAUGGACCAUGCAUUUCAUGCCAACACUUGGAAAUGUAUAAUUAAGCAGAGCCUGAAGCACCAGGCGGGUGUCAAGAGCCAGCUGAGGCACAGAGACAUCGUCACCAGCUUGUGCGAGGACACCCUGUGCUCCUUCCAGGCCUGCCUGCAGCUAGCGGAGCAGUCGGCCCAGGCAGGGGCGCAGGAUAGUGCCGACUAUAAAUUAUUUCAAAAAACACUCAAAUUAUGUCGUUUCUUUGUCAACUCUCUCCUGCACUAUAUUAAGGAGUUUCUUCCCUUCCUCUCGGACUCCUGCUCUGCGCUGCACCAGCUGUACCUGCAGACGCACAGCAGGUGUCCCCCCAGCCUGUUCGCUGCCGGCCUCUCCAGCGCCCAGCAGGAGGAAGUGGUGGCUUCAUUCCUGGUGACCCUGGACCCUCUCGUCACUCAGCUGCUUGCCUUCCAGCCUUUCGUGCACGUGGUUUUGGACAGUGAACCAGAGCUGCCCUGCGAGCUGCAGUUCCCGCAGUGUCUGCUGCUGCUGGCCGUCGUGGACAAGCUGCCCUCUGAGCCCGAGCACGUGCAGGCGCUGUGGUGCGAGGGGAGCCGGGGCUCAGGAGCCGCGUCCAGGACGUCUCUCCUCAGAGCGGUUUUCUGCAGUUUGGAGCAGUGUUCUGGGGAGCUCUCUUUGCCCGUUCGCUUACAGGGGGUGAAGGGCGAAGGGCGAGCCGAGGCUGCGGUCACCUUGUACCAGCAUGUCUGUGUCCGCCUGUGCGCCUUUGUCGUUUCCCUGCACCCGUCACUGUUUCCUGAACUGGAAGUGGCCCUGCUGGACGCCGUGCUGAGUGCCAGCGUGAUCGCCGCCCUGCUGGCUGUAGACGUGUGGUGCUUCCUGGCUCGGUAUGGGACCGCUGAGCUCUGUGCACACCACGUCGCCCUGGUGGCUCGCCUGAUAAAAUCUUGCCCCGGCGACUGUUACCAGCUCACCAACCUGUCGAUACUGCUGAGGCGCCUCUUCUUCUUCAUGGCCCCAUCCCAUCAGGUGCAGUUUGUCCAGGAGUUUUCCCCGCAACGAGCAGAAAACCUGCCUCUCUGGCAGCACAUUUCUUUCCAGGCCUUUCCCGCGGAGCUGAGGAAGCAGGCUGCUCAGGAGGUCGCCAGCGCCAGCGCCGCGCAGAGCAGGAGCUGGCUGGCUGGCAGUCGCACGGCCGAGGAGCGCGUGUCGCUGGAUGCGGCGCUGUCUGCCAUGCUUGCCGUCUGCAGCUCUGCUGGCGACGCCCUGGAGGUCCGACAGCAGGCUGAGCUCGUGGAAGUCAGCAGUCAGCUCUGGGCUUCUCUGCACGGUCACCUGGCAUCGGGCCAACCCUCUGUUCAGCAGACUCUCAGCCUUUUACUUCCGCUGCUGGGGUUCUUCACCCAGAGUCUCGACCCUCAGCUGGUGAGUCAGGUGGUGGCUUUGCAGGCCACGCUCCUCCAGCCAGAGCCCCCCGACCACGUGCGCCUGGCAGUCCUCGACUUUGUGGCGUCCCUGGGGACACUCCUGAUCCCGCCAGCUCUCCAGGACCAGGUUCUGCCCACCUUGUCAUCUGUGUUCGCCUUGCUGCUGGCCGACAGGAGCUGGCUGCUGGAGCAGCACGCCUUGGAGGCAUUCAUGCGGUUUGCCGAGGGUACAAACCAUGAAGAGAUAGUCCCACAGUGCCUCAGUUCUGAAGAAGUGAAGAACAAAGUGGUAUCUUUUUUGGAGAAGACGGGGCUCGUCAGCGAGACGGCAGCUGCCAGAGUGGAGCGUGUGAAGCGGGAGAAGGGGGCUUUCCGGAAGUCCCUGGCGCAGGUCACGUUAGCAGGAGCCCCGUCGUCGCCUGCGCAGCCUCAUGCAAAGAGAGCCCGCGGCGAGCCCCACCUGGAGGAGGAGUACCGGUCGGCACUGCGGGCUGCCACAGGGGCCCUGGAGGCCAUCGAGUCCCUGCUGCGCAGGUCCCCGGCUCCACACUGGCUUCCCCGGGAGAUGCAGCUGCUCCAGGAGAAGAUGGGUGAGCUGAGGUGUCACGGGCUCGCAGGUGACCAGACUGAGCACAUUGUGGCCUAGAG
Messenger RNA from Artibeus jamaicensis (Jamaican fruit-eating bat), 2833 nucleotides. RefSeq names its product FIGNL1 interacting regulator of recombination and mitosis (gene FIRRM). The record is from RefSeq and is a predicted model, not a curated record. NCBI's taxonomy places the organism in Eukaryota, Metazoa, Chordata, Mammalia, Chiroptera, Phyllostomidae. The transcript is spliced from 24 exons. The coding region runs from base 75 to 2831 and encodes 918 amino acids.